CUUUGGUCUCUGCUUUGCGUUUUUGGGCUUCAGCCACACGUGGACUGUUUCCAUUGACUUUUCCAUUGACUUUUCCACUGAACCGAAGUCCUCGACAAAGCAAACCAACCAACCGGACCAACGAAGCCGACUCAAGCACAGCACUCAACGAUAGAAUCCAAAAAAGCAACACUAUGGCGCUGCAUGUCGACGGCGCUGCUCGGUUUGCGUUUGACGCGCUGCCUGGCGUGGAAGCGAUUCUCGCCCACCUAACCUCAACUCCAGCCAAUCUGGCCUCCACUACCACUUCCACUCGUCCUGCUGAUGCAAGCACUCGCCAUCAUCGUCAUCACCAGGCAAUGUCGGGCGACGUCGCGAUGAUGGCCAAUGCCGCUGCAGUGCAUCCUCGCCAAGCCGAGCUCGACGCGGCGAUCGCGACCUUGACCACCGCAGUCAACACAUGGCGCACAGUGCAACAGUCGCGCCGGACGGACGCAGCGAGCGCACAGAAGAGCAGUCACACCAGCAAGCAAUCCAACGAUGAUGGUGUCACGCCGGUUCACAUUGUCAAGGACGUGCUCAACGCGCUCGUGGCGCUGCUGCUGUUGCCGUCGUGCACGCUGCUGAUCGCGCAGCACUUCCGGCCAGUCCUCGUGGACUUGGUCGAGCGCGCAGCUGCGUCCACACGCACAUUCAUGAUGAUGAUGAUGCCGUCUGCUGCAGCAGAUGCCCUGGCUGGCUCGGGUGCGCGGAGGCUCUCGCCAUGGAGCAGGCACGAGCAGACGGGCAUUGCGUUCAGCCAGCUGCUGAUGCUCCAGCCAUCGCUGUUGCCCGCCGUGCUCGACUACUACCGCACUGCACCGUCGUACUUUGUGCGACUAUUGCACGCAGGCUCAUCCCCGAGUGACGCCGAGCAGAAUGAGAAUGAUGCUGCUGCUGCUGCUGCUGAUUUGUGUGCGUUGCUGGCAGCCGCCCACCGCUUUCUGCGAUUCGAUGCGUCGGCAUUCCGAAAUCUCUGGGACUGGAGCCCAGUGUUUGGCUUGCUGACAAGCAGGCAUCCAGAGACGCUGUUUCACGCGACCUGCAUCAAUGCGCUGAUUGCCUCGCACGAUGACCUCGCGCUUGCCUUCCCCUCGGACGACCUUGGCACACAGCUCUUGCUGCAAACGCACUUGCACGAUGCAGAACUGUGCGCCAUCGACCAGGCGGCGGUCAACACGGCAGCGUCUGCUGUGGCCCACUCUUCCUCAUCAUCGUCCUCCUCGUCGUCAACUUCUGCCCCAUUACAGCUGCUCGUCACUGGAGCACAUCUCUCAUCCUCCCUUGUUGACAUUUGCUCCAUCAUUUUGCGACGAAACUCGCCUGCCGAGAGCGAGGACUUGCCAUCAGCUCGGUUGCUCGACACAACAACAACAACCGACCCAGCCUCUCACUCUUCAUCAGCCAACACAACGCUUGUUGCGACGCGCACAACCGCGCGAAACCUUCGCACUGUCGCCCUUGCAGUAUCACAACGCGUCCCAGUUCUCCUCGAGGGCCCCAUUGGUUGCGGCAAAACGGCCGUCAUCACCCGCUUGGCCGAGCUCACCGGCCGCACGCGCGAGUGCGACUUGAUUCGAAUCCACCUGGGCGAUCAAGCAGACAGCAAAACUCUGCUGGGCACGUACAUGUGCACCGAAACACCUGGUGAGUUCCGAUGGCAGCCAGGCGCGUUGGCACAGGCGGUGGAACAAGGUCGGUGGCUUGUGAUUGAAGACAUCAACCUGGCUCCGCUCGAUGUGCUUUCGGUCCUCAUUCCGCUGCUUGAAAAGCGUCAGCUGUUCAUUCCUGGGCGUGGCGAGGUGCUUGCCGCUGCUCCUGGAUUCCAACUCUUUGCCACCCGUACUACCGCCACGCCGAGCGCAACAACGGCCGUGUCUGCCGACCCCGCUACGGACGACCACGACGACGACACACUCCUAGCUAGCAGUUCCGGCAGGACCUCGACAGCAAUGGGCGAUGCGCUUUGGAGCAAGGUUCGCUGUCUUCCACUCGGCACGGAGGAGCUUCGCUCCGUCUUGUCCAUCAAGUUUCCUGCCUUGCAGUACAUUCUCGACACGCUCAUGGACGUGUACGUCACCAUGGUUGUGCGACCAGCGAGCUCGUCAAGCGCGAGUGCUGCUGGCGUCACCGCGUUACCCUCAUCCUCAUCCUCUCGCCCGCUUUCGUUGCGCGACUUGAUGAAGUGGUGCACUCGCUUGUCGGCCCUGCAAGCGCGCAAGUCAGAGGCGCAACUCACCUUGUCACGCGAGGAGAUUUUUAGUGAAGCAGUCGAUUGCUUUUGUCUCAUGACUGCCAAUCCCGAUCGCCGACUCGCACUUCUCCGAGCUGUUGGCACUGCCAUCGGCCUCUCGAAAGAGAGUGUCAAGUACUAUGUCGAGUCGUUCAAACCCGCCGUCCAGCAAACAGCCGCAGUGUUUUCGGUCGGGCGCGCCUUGCUUCCCGUGCUGCCCCCUGUGCCGGGCGCGCAGCAGACCUUUUAUGCAACGUCACGCUUUGCCUUUACGCGCCAUGCGCUCAAGCUUCUCGAAAGCAUUGCGUCGUGCGUGUCUGCAAACGAACCCGUCCUCCUCUCGGGCGAGACGGGUACUGGCAAAACCUCCGUUGUUCAGUUCCUCUCCGAGCAGCUUGGGCAACGUCUGUCUGUGCUCAACAUGAGUCAGCAGAGCGAUUCAUCCGAUUUACUGGGUGGCUUCAAGCCCGUCGAUGUGCAUGUGCUCUGUGCCCCGCUCAAGGAGCAGUUUGACCUGAUCUUCCCGCAAACCUUCUCGCGCAAAGCAAACGCCAAGUUUAUUGCCAAGGUUUCUGCAGUGUUUGCGGCCAAAGACUGGGACAAGCUCCUCAGUCUUCUUUCCAGCGCCGUCCAAAUGGCACAAGCAAAGAUGGACAAGGAGAAUGGCGACCGCGAGUCCGGCACCAGCGAUAUCGCUCUGCCUGCACGCAUCUUCACCCCUCAGCUUCGCACUCAGUGGACUGCAUUCACCCAUGCCGUGACCAAGUUUGAAAAGCAGCGAGAGCAACUUCGUCAAGGCAGCUUUGCUUUUGACUUUGUGGAAGGCACGCUGGCUGAGGCUGUGCGCUCGGGUCAAUGGGUGCUCCUCGAUGAGAUCAACCUGGCCAAUCCUGAAACACUCGAGUGUCUCAAUGGUCUGCUUGAUGGCGAGCACGGCAGCCUCACCCUGACGGAGCGAGGCGAUCUCGAGCCCAUCCCGCGCCAUCCCAACUUUCGCUUGUUUGCCUGCAUGAACCCAGCCACCGACGUUGGCAAGCGCGACUUGCCUCCGGGCUUCCGCAACCGCUUUACCGAACUCUACGUCGACGAUGUCACCGACAAGGAGGACCUGACCACCGUGGUCGGCAGCUACCUGAAGUCCAUUCCCUCCAUUUCUCCCAAGCUGAUUGACGACACGGUCGCCUUUUACCUCUCCGUCCGCCGAGAGACGGCGGCCACGCUGGCGGAUGGCUCUGCUCAGCGACCACACUUUAGCUUGCGCACGCUGUGCCGAGCGCUGGAGCACGCCAAGUCCGUUCUGCCCAUUUAUGGCUUGCAGCGCUCCUUGUACGAGGGCUUUUGCAUGAGCUUUUUGACUCAACUCGGCCGCACCAGCUUCCUUGCCGUGCACGCGCUCAUUGAGCGGGCAUUCGUCACUGGCGCACUGGGCGCUGGCCAAGCCGCCUCUGGCUUGCCCUCGUCGUACUCGUCCGCGACAGCGUCCACCACAGCCGUGGCCGCGUUCACGCGCGUCCCCGCAGAGCCCACUCCGCUCGGGUCGCAUGUUUUGGUGGAAGGGUUUUGGGUUGAACGCGGCACAGAGCCCCUGCCCACUGGUCCGUUGCCCUACAUUAUCACUCCUUCCAUUCGCGAUAAUCUGCGCUGCCUUGCCCGCAUUGCCACGACCCGUCGGCACCCCGUGCUCAUCCAAGGCCCAACCUCGAGUGGCAAGACCAGUAUGGUCGAAUACCUGGCCAUGUUGACGGGCCACCGAUUUGUCCGCAUCAACAACCACGAGCACACUGAUUUGCAAGAGUAUCUCGGCAGCUAUGUCUCCGACGAGAAUGGCCAGCUCCGCUUCCACGAAGGUGUCCUUGUGGAGGCUGUGCGCAAGGGCUACUGGAUUGUCUUGGACGAGCUCAACUUGGCGCCCUCGGAUGUGCUCGAGGCUCUCAACCGCCUUCUUGACGACAAUCGCGAGCUCUAUCUCACCGAGACGCAAGAAACCGUUCGGCCCCACCCGCACUUUAUGCUCUUUGCCACCCAAAAUCCUCCGGGUCUCUAUGGUGGUCGCAAGGCACUCUCUCGUGCCUUCCGCAACCGUUUUGUGGAACUGCACUUUGACGACAUUCCCGACACGGAGCUGGAGACCAUUCUGUCUUCCCGCUGCGCCAUCCCGCCAUCCUACUGCACCAAACUGGUGGCCAUCCUGCGCGAUCUCCAAAAGCAGCGCCAAGGGACGAACGUUUUUGCGGGCAAGCAGGGCUUUAUCACCCUUCGUGAUCUCUUUCGCUGGGCAAACCGCCACCCGAACGGCUAUCAGCAGUUAGCCGAGGAUGGUUACAUGAUUCUCGCCGAGCGCGUCCGCAAGCAAGACGAGAAGGAGCUGGUCAAGACUGUCUUGCAACGCCACUUGAACGUGACCAUCGAUUUGGAGCGCUUGUACUCUUGUGCCGCUCCGCGCUCACACCACAAUACAACCACCAAGCGCGGUAACGCGAGCGCUUUUGUCUCUGAAGACGAUCUGUACGGCUCGGCGCUCUUCCACGACAUGAUUGCCAGGCUGCAGGCUGAGAGCACCACAGACGCUGACGCAGCAGAUGAUCCGCUUCUCGAGUUCCGAGCCCUGGUUUGGACUCGUGCCAUGCGCCGCUUGUUUGUUCUUGUCGAACGCUGUUUGCGGAACAAGGAGCCGAUUCUGCUUGUUGGCGACACGGGCACAGGCAAGACAACCAUCCUGCAAGUGUUUGCUGGCAUUCUGCGGUCUCGCUUGCACAUUGUCAACUGCCAUCAACACACCGAAACGUCCGACUUUAUUGGUUCCUUGCGACCCGUCCGUGGCAAGGAGCAAGUGACCGCCACGCUGCACCAGUUGCUGGCAGCGUACUAUGCCACAUCAGCUGCUGCUGCUGGGGCAUCUGCUGACGCAGUGACCCAACCCCCUGCGUCCUGUGCCGAGCUAGUCCAAUGGUUUGAGACCCUCCAGGUGCCAUCCGACACUGCAGAGGUCCAGAGCAUCAUGCAGCUGAUUCCCGAGUACCGCGCCCUGUUUGCGUGGAGUGAUGGUCCGCUUGUUACGGCCAUGCGCAGCGGAGACAUGUUCCUCUUGGACGAAAUUUCACUUGCAGACGACUCUGUUCUCGAGCGCUUGAACAGUGUCCUCGAACCAGGACGUCUGCUCGUGCUGGCCGAAAAAGUGGGCGGCAACAACUCGAGUGACCGCACCACCGGAGGAAACGAGCAAGGUACUGCUGCUUCCGACCUGGACGUCGAGGAACUGGUCGCGCACGACGGCUUCCGCAUUGCCGCCACCAUGAAUCCCGGUGGCGAUUUCGGCAAGAAGGAACUCUCGCCUGCGUUGCGCAACCGUUUCACUGAAAUCUGGGUCCCCCACGUCAACGAUCGCGAGGACUUGAGCAACAUUCUUCAGUCAAGUCUGCUCACGCUGCCCGACGCUCUCCAUCAAGCGCAGUCGGAGCUCCAGAUCUGGGCAGGUGCCUUUGCUCAACAGGAGCAUCUGGAGGGCGCAGUGCGCUCCCAUCUCGAGCAAGCGAUUGCUGCCCUGCAUUCUCUGGGGCUGCCAACCCUGAUGCUUGACUUUGUGGACUGGUUCCGUUCGCAGCACAAUCGCUCUGUCGUUAGUUUGCGUGACUUGUUGUCGUGGGUUCGCUUUAUCAACACAAUGACCGUUCGCCACGUCGUGCAAUCCCUGAACGGCGCUUCUGCAAUGCUGACCGAAGCCAGCGAGCGCGCCGUUGCCUUCCAGUUCUUUGUGCACGGCGCGUCCAUGGUGUUUAUCGAUGCCAUCGGCACUGGCGCCAUUGCUACGCCAAACUCUUCUGCCGCCAAGGACGCUGCCGUUCGCUUCCUGCUGUCGCAAGCGCCUGCAAACCUCGGUCCGAGUGCCGCCCAAUCUGCUGCAACGCGCAUGAUUCUGAAUGUCGGCGAUGGCAACAGCAGCAGCCUGGUCGACGACGAGCCCGCGUCCCAGCAAGCACCUGCCGCCACCACGACGUUCGGCGUCGAUCCCUUCUACAUUCCGCUUGCCGGCGAGCCACAGAAGGCAAACUUUACCGUUCAUGCCGCCACCACCCGCCGCAACUUGAUUCGCGUGCUCCGAGCGCUGCAACUGUCGCGCCCAGUUUUGCUCGAAGGCAGUCCCGGCGUGGGCAAAACUAGUCUGAUUGUUGCGCUGGCCGCGCUUUCUGGCAAUGCCGUGGAGCGCAUCAACCUUUCCGAACAGACCGAUGUCAUGGACUUGUUUGGCUCGGACUUGCCCGUGGAAGAUGGCGCGGGCGGCGAGUUUGCGUGGCGCGAUGGCGUUUUUUUGCAAGCCAUGAAGCAGGGCAAAUGGGUGUUGCUGGACGAGCUCAAUCUUGCCUCGCAAGCUGUUCUCGAAGGUCUGAAUGCAUGCUUGGACCAUCGCGCAACCGUCUACAUUCCCGAGCUCGACCGCUCGUUUGCAUGCGCGCCGUCCUUCCGAGUCUUUGCCUGCCAAAACCCCCUGCAGCAAGGCGGUGGCCGCAAAGGAUUGCCCAAGUCCUUCCUCAAUCGAUUCACCCAAGUCUACGUCGAGCCUCUCACCGACGCCGAUCUCGAGUUUAUCGCUAUGCGUUUCCACGAGGCCAUCCCGUCGUCCGUGCUCAAGAAGAUGAUUGAGUUCAACUCGCGGUUGCACCACGAGACCAUGGUGGCGCGGUCCUUUGGCCGACUCGGCGCUCCCUGGGAGUUCAAUUUGCGCGAUGUCUUCCGUUGGUGCGAGCUGAUGCUUGCCCACCAGGCGGACGGAGCAUGGAAUCCGGCCGUCUUUUUCGACGUCAUGUACCUGCAGCGCUUCCGUUCUCAGGACGAUCGCGUGAAGGCUACCGAACUGUUUUGCGCCGUUUUUGCGCAGCCACUCGCUGCCUCUUCGUCUACGCUUGAUGCAACAACAGCCGAAUCCGAGGCAUCCGGCCAUCCAGUGGAUUGGGCAGCAAUCACGACCGCAGCUGCGAAUGCCCUGACGAUGAACCCGGAGCUGCAGCUCUGGCCAGACUCCAUCACUCUGGGCCACGUUGCACUUGAGCGCGUCUCCAUUGCCACGGACGAGGCAACGCCGACAACUGUUUCGGCGCUCGCGGCCGCCAACCACGCCGCUCGCCCAGUCGAUCGCACGCUCGAGCACUUCCCGCUCCCGUUGACCGGUUUUCUGCGACCACUGAGUGCACUGAUGACCUGUGUCAAGCAUGGAUGGAUGUCGAUCGUCUGUGGCGGGGCGUCUGUCGGCAAGUCCAGCUGCAUUCGAUGGCUCGCUGCUGCCACGGGUCACCCGCUGCACCAGUUCUCCAUGAACUCGUCCGUCGAUACCAUGGAGCUCCUCGGUGGGUUUGAGCAAGUCGACAUUGCGCCCCAGCGUCAACAUCUGGUUGAUGCCAUUGCCCAAACCGUCCAGGUGGCCAUGCAGCGACUCGUGCUCUUCCAAGCUUCCGUCCCAGAGACGGAUGUGGUGGGCCUCGAGGCCCUUGCCUCCACGCUUCAACGCAUCUCUGGCGCCUGGGACAGCUGCAUCACUCGUUUGGCUGCGCUCCGGGCUCAACAGCAGCAAGCCAACACUGCGAACGAGGCGGCAAACAGCAGCGCUCCAUCCGAGCCAUUGUACGAGGCGCUGUCCGCUUGUCUCAAUCUGAUCGAGGCCGCGAUGAUGGAAUUUGGCUGCGCACCCAUCCCUCUUGCAGAGGUCCGCCAGACACUCGCGACCGUGCGCACUCUGGAGCAAGCCAAUCUGAGUGGCCGAUUUGAGUGGAUUGAUGGUCUUCUUGUCCAAGCCCUGCGAAAUGGCCAUUGGGUUGUCAUUGACAAUGUCAACUUUUGCAAUCCGUCCGUUCUCGAUCGCCUCAACCCGCUCCUCGAAACGAACGGCGUGCUCGUCGUUUCCGAACGCGGCUGCAACGACAACAAUGACGCCGGCGCAGAGGUCAUCCGUCCCCACCCCAAUUUCCGUCUCUUCCUCACCAUGGACCCCAAGCACGGCGAGAUUUCUCGUGCCAUGCGCAACCGAGGUGUGGAAAUUGUGCUGCUGGACGAGGCCCUGUCCUCUGCCGACGCCGCUGCCAUGAUGGCUUCCGUCGGACUGCACUUGGGUGUCCAGCUGGAGGAGGCCUUGGUGUCGUUCCAUCGCGCGCUGCUGCACUUUGACCAACCCGCCAACGACCUGAACAAUGGCGGCGCAGGGUCUCUUCCUGCCUCCAAAGCGCUGGUCGAUACUCUGCGGGGCGCUGUUUCGCCCUUGGCUCUGCCCACUGUCGCACGUCGCGUGCACCACGCUUUGAGCAUUGGGUUGUCCGACGUCCGCGAGUUGCUGUCCGCUGUUGUCGACGACGUCUACGGGCGUGCUGUUGCCGCCAUUCCAGGGCAGCUUGCGCGCUACCGGCAGCUCAAGCAACGUCUGCUUGGCGGCUCGGGACUUGUUGGAGCGAGCGUCUGCUCUGGGCUUUCUGCCACGACAUUGUCGCCAACCAUGUCUGGUCAAGGCCGGUUGGCCCACUCUUCCUUGACUGGAGCGGCCGUGGACGGUGCUCAUGCCUUUGUCGACUUGCACCGUCGCUUGGCGGCGCUUUUGCUCUUGGCCAUUCAGUCCUCGACCAAGCCACUCGAUCAGACCAUCCGUCAAAUCCACGCACUGCUGCAUACGUUUACUCCAGCUCAGCGGACGCGAGUGCUCUCUUUGCUGCCCUCCGAGCGAAUGACCAUGAAUCAAGCUGCCGCCAGCAUCGCCGCAGCGCUGUCAUCAGACGACGCGGAAUUCUUUGUCACAUUCCACGCUCGACUGCUCGCAUUGCUUGAAGGCAUCAGCCCGAGUGCCCGCCGCGCCCGGAUGCUUUGGCUCGGCGUGUUGCGCGAAACCAUUGAACUCGUGUCCAACGUCUGCUCGAUUCUACAGCUCUACCACGCACGGCUGGCUUCUUGGUGCGAACAAACAGUCGCAGCUAUCGACGCAGCUGUAGGCGCAGCUACGUUGGUUCUCAACCACCCCAUCUGCCAAGGAUUUUGGGCAUUCCGCGAUUCUCUCGCAGCGCAACUUGCUCCAUUGGUGGCCUCCACUGCAUGGGGUGGAAAUACAAUGCUUCUUUUGGCUGCGUCUCACGCCGCGCUUGUGCCCACACGCUCUCCGUCUGUUCCGUUGGCUAUUGCUGCUCGUCGCAUGACGCGAAGCGAUCUUCCUGCCGAGCAGCCGUCCGAGGCCGACAAGCAAGCCGUGUUGUUUGAUGAAGCUUGCCGUCAACUGCUGCAAGUAUACUUGCGCUAUUGCUGGGAUGCCACUGUGGACAAGCAUCGUACAUCGUCCACCGUCGCUUCCAGCAACGAUGGGUUUGACGGCAUCAGCCUGCUCGAGCAGUCACGCCGACUUUUGCAAGGCUAUGAUGCUGGCCAGGGUCGUUAUACUGGCGCUGUAACAUACACGGCGCUGCAACUCGUGGCACCGUUUUUGGACACUGUUGAGCAGUAUCUCACCGAAAUGUUCCAGUCUUUCGGCACUGCUCUCGCUGUUGGUCAGACGUCACUUCCGGCGCAAGCACUCCUCGACCUGCGUCAAGUUGCUGGACUGCUCGAGUCGCGUCUCCGCCCCUGCAUGUACCAUCUUCGACGCUCGUUGUCGCAGUUCCCGCACCCCGACAUUUCGACGCUCUUGCUGGAGUGGCGUUGGCUGCAAAAGUGCUUGCGACAGCUGAUUCAAUUCCCACUGCACGAAAGUCUGCAAUCCUUCCGCGAGUCAGCGCAGACUGAAGCCAAGUUACAACUGCUCCUGGACAAGCUGGGCGCUGCAUUGCAGCUCUCUGACACGCAGUCUCCCAUUUCAGCACUCUGGAAGCGUGGCGGUCAUCCUGCGGCAUUCCGUUCCAAGCGCGCAGCACACGUGUCCGCGGAGGUUGGACGGCUUUCCAGCGAACUUGCUGUGCCACUAGUGUCUUCCCACGACAGCUUGGUCACUGGCUCGCAAAAGUCCCUUCGAAGCAGCCACGGCUCCUCGGCGUUGCUGGAAGCGUCAGAGUCUUUCUCACGACUGGUGGAGGUUUCUGGGUGGGUCGGCGACCUCUCGGCUCUGCAAGUGACUCCACUUGCUGCUGGCGCCGAGCAGCGCAGCAUGCUGGCUGAAGCGGGUGCGACUGUCGCACACGUCAGCGCCAUGUACCAAGCCAACGACCAUUCGCGCAGCGAGCUCUUGCUUGCAUCGGUGGAGCGCUUGGUUGCCAACGUCCAAGCGCAGCAAAAGGGUCGGUCUGCGGUUGCUGCUGCUGUGUCGAACGUCGAAUCGUCGGGCAUGGCGAUGGAGUCAUCCGCCGAAGACGAGCAGGCAGACUCGGCGGCAGUGUCUGACGAAGACCAUCAACGACUGCUCCGAGACUUGGUCGCCAAAGUGGAUCUUUGGCCGCUUUGUGACCAUCGUGCCUUGGUGCUCGAGCAACAGGCAAUCCAAGCUGCCCAGGUCGCGUCCGUCAUGUGCCGUGCAACCAACAUCGACAUGGACUUGGUCGAGCACAAGUGCCGACAUUCGCUGGAACUGCUGGAAAAGUUUAAAGACUACUCUCUGCGAAUGACUCCUCGUGCUCCAGCCGACGUUGCCACCGUUCAAGUGCUGUUGUGGCAAAAUGCGACUCUAGCAGCAAUCCCGAAUCCGUCCAAGCCCCGUUCUCACGACCAGCGUCGAGCUCUGCUGGAUGCCUUUGCCAGUUCGUUUGAAGCGGCGCGGGAUGCGCUGCUCGUGUCGCACCAUGCUCGUCUCGUGGCCAACACAAGCAACGAUCUGUCGUUUAUUGACUUCAGAUCCAUUGUCGAGCAAUUGGGUGCCGAGACUUCUGCGCUGCAACAGGGCAACCAAGCGACGCUUCCUUUUGCGACUCGGGUUGAGAACGUGGCCAAACUUUCAACUGCCUGCUUGGCAUCCAGCGGCAGCCCGCGUCUGCACCAGUCUUUGCAAACCGCUCACGUGGCUCCCAUGCUCCAAAGCUUGCAUGGUGUCGCGUUGCAGAGCGCGCCGAGCAAAAUCGAUCAACUCCGUCAACUCGAGCGUCACCUGGCUUCGGACGCUGACGUCCGUGUUGACCACUUGCUGCCGGAGACCUUGUCGCUUUGCGCCCUCUUGUGCAACACACUUGCUCCUUACAGUGUGGCCAGCGCGGAGCCAGCGCAUGUCGCGUCGGCUCUGCUGCUAUUGCAACAGAUCACGCUCGAUACGUCGACUGCGCCAGAUGUUCUCCGUGCUGUGAUUGAGCAGCUUACGCUUGCGCAACUCCCAGUCUCCGUGUCAGAGCACUUUGAGUCACUUUUGCUGCCGUUGGCCCACGCACUUUCCAACGCGCUCCAGUCUGCGCCGGCCACUUUGCCAAGCGACAACCAACACCACCAGACGCUUCACGAAGUGUCCAAUGCAAAAGCAUCGCUCUUGCUCGGCUCGCUUCGGUUGGCGUUACUUGUGCCGCGUGCCCCGGUCGAUCCUGCCGUCAAAGCCGCCGUCAAGCUCGAGCAUUCCCGGCUUGACAUGGCUCUUCUGACUGUUGAGCGACAAGUUCAUUCCGAUCUGGAGCUCUUGCGCACUGGCAACUCGUCUUCGCCGCGCAUUUCCGACCUGACCAGCCAGGUUGAGCUUGAGGUGCGGCGUUCCGACGAGCUGUCCCAGAAUGUAGUGUUGCGCCCCGAGGUGCCGGGAUUUGCCAGCCUCGUCGCCGAGUGGCAGCAGUUUGCCUCUACCAUGCUUGAGGGUGCUCGCGUGCACGCCAUGGUUGGCGGAUUCGAGCAGCUGGCAACCGCUGCUGCCACCGCUGGCGGUGCUUCUCACCACGACAAGAAGCUGCUCGUCGGUCGGUUGCAGCAACUCCAGAGCCAGGAAAUUGCGUGGCAGAGCAACUGCACUAGCUUUGUUUCACGUUCGCGUGAGCGCUACCCCUUGUACAGCGACGUGGUUUUGCCCAUGUGUGCUGCAGUGUUUCUUGUGACGGACGGCGUUCGUCGUCUCGCGCAUGUCGCUGCGACAGCGAUUGCCAACGUCGAGAUCGAAACGCAGCUCGUCCGAGCGUGGUCUGCAUUCCCGCCUCAGGCGCUCGCCAUCGCGCUCCCAUCCGAGCUCGAUCCUGCCACGGACGACGCCACUGCUCCGCACUCGAUCCUUCUGCAUGAGGCGCGCCACACUGUCCGUCGUUGCAUUGCCUUGCACCAUUUGCACAGCGCGAAACCAGAGUACCAGCAGCUGCGUCUCGCAGCGCUCUCGGUCGGCUUGGCGCAUCUCGUGGUUCACACUGAAAGCGCCCGAGCUGUGGACCCCCAAACCCUUGCAUUCCUGCACGAGCUCGUGGACGAACAUUCGCGUGCGUGGCGCGUUCACCGUGACGCUGCCAAAGAGCUUGCCAAGGUCGAGUCGAGUCUUUACCGCUUUGCCAGCAUUGUGAUUGGCGACGGCGCAAAGCGCAUGGACGAGGAAGAGCGCGAGCGCGAGUUCCGUGCACUCUUCCCCGAUUUCGGCUCGGACUUUGCCCACAUGGUCGACUCGGAUGAGUUUGCUCCCAUCGAACCGUCCGUCCCCGUUGUCCAAAACAACCCAGCCCAGCCGACCAAAGCGCCCUCCGCCGAGGCGAUUCGCGUUGCACAGCUCGAACGCGACGUCUUGCCGCCUGCAGCCCUGCUCGCCGUGGCGCGAUGCCACCGAGAGCUGUUUGAAGCCUGCACCCCGCACUCGCUGCUCAACGUGGAAAGCGACAUGGUGGCUCCUGUCCAUGCUCGCCACGAUGCCAGCCGCAUUCGUCUGUUCGAGGAGCGCUAUCGCUCGUUGAGUCACGUCAUGCAAAUGCUGUCUCAUCAACAAAACGACGGAGGUCGCACCGAUGCGGAUGCCUCGUCAGCGCACGUCCUCGCCAGUGCCAUCAUGCGAUUGCAGCUCUCCAACUCUUCCGACCAAGCUCUGAUGCGUGGUCUUUCUCCGUUGGAUGCAGCCAGCUCUGGCGAGUACAUGUCGGACGAUCUUUUGCGCGAGCUGGUCGCUGACUUUUCAAGCACCGAUGUGCACAAGAAGGCGCGUGGCGGUUGGACCAAGCGUGCAGCCGCCGCUUCUGACGUGUUUGCGUCGGCCACCUACGACAUUUAUCGCGACCCCAAUGUGAUUGAGGUUCAACAUGCGAUCGAGGUGCUCAACGCCUUCAUCAAGCGCACCACUGACUUGCUUCGCAUGUGGCCCGAUCAUCCCAUUUUGCAGCACCUGCUGGCUGUGGCCACUCGUGUCCUGUCCUUCCCAAUCACCUCGCCCUUGAUGCGAAUCUUGAAUGGUCUUGAAAUUCUCUUCACCAAAGCGCACGAGUGGGAGAAGGUCGCUGCCAGGCACGUCUCGCUCUCCUCGCAGAUUGAUCGGCUGACGCAGCUCAUUCUGCGUUGGCGCCAGUUGGAACUCAAAGCGUGGCCUCUCGCGCUGCGUGCAAAGGAGCGCGACGUUCAAAACAAGGUUCUUGGCGCGUUCUGGUUGCAUCUGUACGCAUUGGUCGCGACUAUCGCAUCGGCUUCGUCCACAUCGUUGCCACAAACGACCGUCCCUGCGGACUCUGAGUCCAAAGCCGAUGAAGACGACGACGACGACCAUGACAAUGAUGACAGCGCUGACAAGGCCUCUGCUCCGAUCGACGGAUUUGCGCUUGUGCGUCAAGCGCAGACGACUCUGCAGGACUUGAUCAAGGCUUCCUGCCUGGGUGACUUUGCCGUCCGUGUGCGCAUGCUCCACGCCUUCUACUGUCACGUGUCCACCAUGUGCAGCAUGACCUUUGGCGCUGCGGACAAGCAACGCACACCGCUGCAUGCGCUGCGCGACGCGCUCUUGCAAUCGUUCUUGGUUUACGUUCAGUUUGUGCCCUCGGUGGUGGAUGAGCUCGACAAGUUGCGCCGUCCUGUCGUCGAAGAGCUUGACAACUUUACCAAGAUUGCUCGUUGGAAGGAUGUCAACUACUGGGCAGUCAAGGAGAGUGCCGAAAAGUCUCACCGAGCCCUGCACAAAUUCAGCAAGCGAUAUCAGGAUGCACUGACGACUCCCGCAGCGUCCAUCUUGCAGGCAGGCCUCUCCAGUCUCUCCGCCGCUCGCGAAAUCACUGACGCAGCCAACGUGGUUGGUGCGCACAUCAGCAAGGUUGCACGUAAAUUGGCCGCCAAACGCACUCGCGGUGCUGCUGGCCAUGCUGCUGCUGCGGCAGGUGAUCAGUCACUGAUUGCGAAUGAGCUCGAGAGCUGGGUGCCGCAACAGCUCAAGACGCGGUUUGCCGAGGCGGUCGCGCCCGUGACUGCUCGCAUCCAUGCCCUCGAGGCACGUGCGGCGCUUCAAUCGACGUCGGACGACGUGAUGAUGGUUGUCGUCGACCAAGCUGGCGAUGCCGGAACGAACACCAGUGGCAACACUGAUGGAAAUCUGCUUGCCCGCAUCCCCGCAUUGAGCGCACGACUCUCCAAGAUUGCCUCGCGUGAUAUUUUCGAGAUUGUUAGCAGAACAGCGACCCGGUCUCCGGGCUCGGUCAUUGAGCAUAUUGUCGCCGUGGACGAGUUUGCUGUGGAGAUUAUCGCGCGUGCCAAAGAGUUCCGCGAGUGGGUCUAUGUCCCGCCGCCGAUUACCGACAAAGAGCGCAUCAAAGAGCUCGAGUCGAAGGCUGUGAAACACCAGCGGCAGCUCAAGGGCAAGGCACUCGCCGCGCUGCUGCGCCAUCUCCGCCUCGUUGGUCUGUCCGCCCGUGGCGCCAUGAACGCCGCGACGGCAGAUACAAGCCUGGAAUCGCUCAUGGCUGCCCCUGCGUUUGCCCAAGUCGCCAUGACCACUUUGGCCUCUGGUGAUGGCGCCGUUGCCACUGUUGGCGCAAAUGCCGGCCUCUACAGCAUGCUGCGUCGCAGCGACGAGUACUUUGCGCUGCUGGUGGUGCGUGCCGAUGUUCUCCGUCAGGCCUUGCUCAAGCCGGAGGCCCGCGACAUUCCGAUGGAUGCCCUGCAGCGCUCGAGCGGUUUUGUUGAGCACUUGCUCUCGGUGAUUGCGAGCGACAAACGCAUGCUCACUCGUGUCUGGUCGGAGCGAAGCGCGCUCCACGAUCUGCUGCACAUGUUUGCCUCCUGUGCCGUCUUCCAACCAGCUGAAGCCGCUGACAAUGCUGCACCGCUCGCGUUGGACGUGCAGCGCUCUGAUCGCCACGAUGCGCUUGUGCUCAUGUCUCUCCUGGCAGCCGCGGGCAACAUGCUCAAUCAGGUUGACAACGUACAGCUGCUGCUGCGAUUUGCGCUGCCAACGUCGCUGGCGCGCUCGCCCAGUGAGAUGCAAGAAAUUCAGGCUGCGCUUGCAAGCGUUCGCCAGAUUCUCGUGUCCACGCUCACGACUCUGCGCUCGUGCUUGUCUGCGUUUGAGCCACUGCGACAAGCCGCGAUUGCAGGAGCCUCGUAUCGCCAGGUUCUCUUGCAGCUGCCGCUGCCUGGCACGGUCUCUGCGGCAGUUCUCACCGGCAAGAGCUUGGUGAGCGCGAUUCCUGCGCUGGUCUCCCGCUUGCAACACCUGCUCGUCCCCACACAAAUUGGCCAGACGCUGGAAAACGCAUGCCAGUCUCUCGUUCAAGCUGUCACUGCUGCAACGACCACCCAGCUGCCGGCACUUGCUCCAGCUUCCCACUCUGACCUCGAAGCGCAGAUGGACGAGCUGGCCCGACACGCCUUGGUUGCAACUCAACGCAUCAAGACAAGUGUGGAUGCCUUGCACCAACACGCUCGCACUGCGCAGGCCGAGUCUGCAUCCUCGUCAACUCAAGCUGCAGCAGCGCCAGACGCGGAAGCCUCUUCCACCACCACCCACUAUGCGGACGAAGAGGGCGAGGACGACCACGACAGCCCGGCCGAGCUGGAGCCUGGCCACUUGAUGCACGCCAGCCACCACUUCCGGGAAGCACUGGAAGGUGUGGAUCUUGCUCUUUUGACGACGCGCCUGGUUCGUGUGGCGUCCCUGGUCGCCAGCGCUUCUAGUGCAGCAACUGCUGAAAACGAGCAUGCCAUGCUCGAGGCUCGCUUCUUGCAGGUGGUUCUUCUCGUGUCUCAGCUUGUUGGCGUCAUGGAUGGCGUGCUUACCCAAGCCGUUGUCUUCCACAAGUCUCUGUGCAAACUGGAGCACGUUCUGGUCAACCUGACGCUCGAUCUCACCACAAAGGGUUUCUGCACUCCAGCAGACAACUCCAAGGAGGGUGGCGAAGGCGAAGGCGACGGCGACCCUGCCAGCGGUAGCAAGUUCCUUGCUGACGGCACUGGCAUCGGUGAAGGCGAAGGCCAGAAUGAUGUCAGCGAUCAGAUCGAAUCCGAAGAUCAAGUGCUCGGAACCAAGCAGGAUGACAAGCGCGACGCGUCCAAGGAGCCUCUCGACAAGAAGGAAAAGGACACUGGCCUUGAAAUGGAUGAUGACUUUGAUGCCGAGCUGUACGACAUGCCCGAAGGCGACAACGACGAGCAGCAGGACGACGACGGCGAGCAAGACGAGCAGGACGACACUGACAAGCUUGACGAGCAGAUGGGCGAUCUCGACCAGAGCAAGGCUGACGUUGUUGACGAGAAAAUGUGGGGCGAAGACUCUGAUGACGAGGACAACGACCCAACCGGCGGCAAGGAUGACAAAGUUGAGCGAGGCGCUUCGAUGCAGGACGGCAACCAGGAAUCCGAGCUGGCCGCCAAGUCUGAUCCGAGCAGCUCAAGCAAGCCCGACAAGAAGGAUCAGCAGCAAAAGUCGCAAAAGGAGGACAAGAAAUCCCAGGCCGACAAGAAGCAGCCCCAACAGCCAUCGGGCGAGGACGAAGAGGACCAAGCCGGCGAGGACCAUCCGAUCAACGAGGAUACCGAGGACCGAUACGAGGAAAACCACGGCAUUCAGGUUGAGAAGCAGUCCAAGUUUAUGGAGGACGAAGACGCUGGCGCCCCUGAAGAAGGCUCUGAAGAUGGCGAAGACGGCUCCGAGGAGGAGGAGGAGGACGGCGACGACCAUGACGACGAGCGCGAUGCCGACCCCGACGCUGCCAAGCGCCUCCAAGAGCAACAGUACGGCACCGAAGAUGGCCAGGAAGAAGGCGAAGGUGGCGAAGGCCAAGGCGAAGGCGCCGACCAAGAAGAAGAAGGCGACGAGCUGCCUGAAAACAUGAACUUGGACGGCGACGACGAGGAUGGCGGCGGCGGCGGCGAAGAGCCCAUGCCCACUGGCGGGUUGGACGAUGACCAGCCAGACGAAGGCGCCGACGGCGAGAAUCCAGCCGACGCUGAUGCGCAAAAGCAAACGACAGGCGAAGAUGCAACCGACGAGCAGGAGCCUGCUGGCGACGACGAGGGCGAGCGCACGCAUCAAGACGACCUUGGCGAUGCUGACGAGUUUGCCGAUGCCCCACAAGAGCAAGACCAGGCCACUGACAUGGACGUCGACGAGCCGCAGAGCAAUGCGAGCGCCGAUCGUUCGUUCAACAACCGGAACUCUUCGGAUCAGGGAUCGACUGCGACGAGCUCCAUGACGCAACCCGAUGCCAACCAUGGCAACGACCAGCGCAACCAGCAAAAGCAGCAAAAGCAGCAACGCGGCACGCGUUCGUCCCAGCCCUCUGCCACGCAGUCCAAGUCGGCUGGUGGAUCGGACGACAAGCGUGGCGAGGAUGCCGAGCAGGAAGAGGAAGACCCGUCUGCCUCGACCAGCAAGAAGCAACCGCAGUCCGAGUCUUCCGAUAUGGCCCAAGACGAUGUCGAGGAAGACGGGCAACAGCCAGAAAAAAGCAGCUCCUCCUCCAGUGCUCAACAAGACGCUUCGGCUGAUGGCGAGUGGCAACGCCAUCAGGCAGAGCAGACCCGCCAGCAGCAGCAGUACAAGAAGCGCAACGAGGUCAAUCCCAACCGUCAGCUCGGCGACUUGCUCAAGGCCUGGAAAGACCGUCUCAAGCUGCUCAAGCAGCAGGAUGCUGAUGUUGACGAUGCAGCUGCCGAUUCCAUGGAUCUUCAUGACGACGAUGCCGAGACCGAGGCCGAGGACCAGACCGCUGGAGACGAUGGCGAGCCCGACGACAGCGAUGCCCAACUUGCUGGCGAAGCGUACGAGUUUGUUGGCAAGAACGAGCGAGCUUCGAGCCGCGACAUGCAAGCGCUUGCUGCCGCCACCGAGUCCCAGCAAUCGGCUGCUCAACCUGAUGCCCGUGACUUGUCGGACGACGACGACGACGACAACAUCAAGUCUGAGAACGAGCUCAAGGACGACGCCAACCAGCCCGAGCCGAUGGACGUGGAUGACGACCCCGCGGCAUCACCAACCUCCGCCGCUCAGGAUUCGACGAGCGCAAGCAAGCCCGAGCGCUCCGCCAAGCCGAGUCAAAAGCAGCGCCAGCAGCAACGCGGCCAAGGCGCCAACCCACAGCUCGAUGAAGCCAAGCCCGGUACUGCUGCUGAAAACGACGACGGCGAGGGCGCCGUCGAAGACGAGCGCGGCUGGGGCGAGGUCGUUACUGCUCCGGACCAACAGGACGCCGAUGACGAGGGCGACGAUCUGGAGGCGCAACUCUUUACGGAUCAGCCCGUGGUCGACCCCGAGCAGAUUGCUGAGAUGCGCGCGGCGCUGGAGGACGAAUUGAUGCGCUGGCGCAACGAUCCCGAGCUCGCGCAGCGCGGCCAAGAGUUUUGGCAGCGCCUCGAGUCGCUCACUGCACCCUUGUCGCAGGAACUCUGCGAGCAGUUGCGCCUGGUCAUGGCCCCAAGCUUGGCCACCAAGCUCAAGGGCGACUACCGCACCGGCAAGCGGCUCAACAUGAAGAAGAUUAUUCCCUACAUUGCCAGUCAGUUCAAGAAGGACAAGAUUUGGCUCCGUCGCACCAAGCCCAGCAAGCGCGAGUACCAAGUCUUGCUCUCGAUCGACGACUCCAAGUCGAUGGACGACAAGCACUCUGCAGAGAUGGCCUUCGAGGCACUUGCAGUCAUUUCCAAGGCGCUCACCAAGCUUGAAAUCGGCGAACUGGGCGUGCUCAAGUUUAGCGACAAGGUCACGCUCCUGCACCCGUUCGACGCACCGUUCACAGACACUGCUGGCGCGGACAUUAUCCACCAGUUUACGUUCAAGGGUGAGGGUUCCAACUUCCGCCGUUUGAUGGAGACCUCCGUCGAGCUGCUCGCGCAGGCCAAGCGCUCCACCAGCAUGGGAGGCUCUUCUGGCUCUGCCGUCGAGUGCAAUCAGCUGCAGUUUAUCAUUUCCGACGGUGUCUUGUCGCAAGACAAGCAGCUGGUUCGCAAACUGGUGCGACAGGCAGCCGAAGCCAACAUUUUGCUCGUGUUUAUCAUCAUGGAUGCCAAUGCCAACCAGGACCACUCCAUUUUGAUGCGCGAAACGCCAGAGUUCCAAGUUGGCGGAGGUGUCCGCAUGGUCUCGUACAUGGACUCGUUCCCCUUCCCGUAUUACGUGGCUCUUCGCGACAUUAAUGCGCUUCCCACCAUUUUGUCUGAUGCCCUUCGACAAUGGUUUGAGUUGAUCAACAUGCGGAACAGUUCUUGAGAAUGUCUGCCCUUAUUUUGAAUCUUGUACUUUUAUUGAUGUUUGUAUUUUCGUGUUGUUUUGUUGUUGUUUGUUUGUUGUUGUACUUUUACCUGUGAUGUCUUGAAAUCCCAUGUUUUCAUUUGUUUGUUUGUGUUUUUUUGUUUGUUCGUGUAUAUCAAUGCAGUAUUAGCACACUGA
Molecule: messenger RNA, 19931 nt
Organism: Capsaspora owczarzaki ATCC 30864
Lineage: Eukaryota; Filasterea; Ministeriida; Capsasporidae
Product: midasin
Exons: 1
Coding region: 174-19751 (6525 amino acids)
Biological process (GO): ribosomal large subunit assembly; rRNA processing
Cellular component (GO): preribosome, large subunit precursor
Molecular function (GO): ATP binding; ATP hydrolysis activity
Source: RefSeq, a predicted model, not a curated record